AUGAAAAACACAAGAUCAAAUUAUUAAACCUGUGAAGAGCCAGAACAUGAAUCUGAAUUUUUAAACAUGGUUUGUAUAGAUGAAGAGUGUAAUAGACGAUAAUUAUUAUGUUGUUAUUGUAAAGAAAAUCAUUAAACCUGUAAAUCAAUAGCAUUAAAAAGAUUUGUUAAAUAAUUUUCAGAUUAGAUAAAUUAGAUGGGUUAAUAAGAGAUAUAGAAAUAUUAACAUAAUGAGUAUAAAUUAUAAAUUAAUUGAAGUUUGAUAUUAAAUUUUGAAAAAAUAGAAGAGACAAUGGAAUACUCCCAUAAUUUAAUAAAUGACAUAUUCAAUAAAACUAAAUAAGCAUUAAAUGAGUAUAUAAAAUAUAUUAAUAAGUGCAAAAAAAGUAUUGAAUUAGUAGUUAAAUGAUGAUAGUUAAAAGAAGAAUUAAAGUGUAUUAUUAUAAAAGUUUGAGUAAGAGCCAAGUUAAAUAAAUUUUAAGAGAUUGAUUGAUGAAAUAGAAUCAUUUAAACCUAAUAGUGAGAAGAUGUCAUUUGUAAUUAAGAGAUAUUAACCUAAUUAAAUGAGUUAAUAGAAUAUAAAAAAUGGAAAGAUUUAUGCUUAAUAAUAUUAAAGUGCAGCAAAUACAUUUACUGAAUAAUUUUUGAAUUUUCAUGAAGUUUUGAGAAAGAAUAUUUAAGAUUUUUUCAUUAAUACUCCUUCAAGAAUAACAGAAUAAGAUAAUAAUAAUAGUAAACCAUUUGAUAAAUUUAAAUCAAAUAACAUGUUUACAUCAGUAUAACCUAUAAAUUUCAAUAAAUAAAAAGAAAAAUAAAUAAAUAGAAUAGAUAAUGAUAAGGAAGUGAAUGAAAUAAACGAAAAAGUUAAAUAAAAUAAAAUUUUUAAAAAUAUAGAGAAAGAUCAAGAGAGAGAAUAAUUAAUUGAUAAAAAUAUUUAGGAUAGUAAGGUGAAUGAAUAAAUAGAAAGAAAAGGUAAAAAUGAUUAAAUAAAGUAGGAAUAUUAUAAUAGAAAGAGAAUAAAUCUAAAUAAAUGACAGUUAUUGAGGUAAAUGAAUAUAAAAAGUUUAAUUUAAUGCCAGAAUAAUAAGAAAUAAUAAAAUUAAUAUUCAUUAAUAAAUAAUUUAUAGGAGGACUAUCUAAAAAGAACUUUAAAGUGUUUGAUAUAUCUAAUUUUGAAUAAUAAACAAAUAUUCAAUCAGUAAAUGAAAAUGAAUUUACAGAUGUGGCCUAUUUAGAAUUGAAUGAAGAGAAUGAUUAACUAUAUUUGGCAACAAAAUUAGGAUNUAAAUCAAUAGCAUUAAAAAGAUUUGUUAAAUAAUUUUCAGAUUAGAUAAAUUAGAUGGGUUAAUAAGAGAUAUAGAAAUAUUAACAUAAUGAGUAUAAAUUAUAAAUUAAUUGAAGUUUGAUAUUAAAUUUUGAAAAAAUAGAAGAGACAAUGGAAUACUCCCAUAAUUUAAUAAAUGACAUAUUCAAUAAAACUAAAUAAGCAUUAAAUGAGUAUAUAAAAUAUAUUAAUAAGUGCAAAAAAAGUAUUGAAUUAGUAGUUAAAUGAUGAUAGUUAAAAGAAGAAUUAAAGUGUAUUAUUAUAAAAGUUUGAGUAAGAGCCAAGUUAAAUAAAUUUUAAGAGAUUGAUUGAUGAAAUAGAAUCAUUUAAACCUAAUAGUGAGAAGAUGUCAUUUGUAAUUAAGAGAUAUUAACCUAAUUAAAUGAGUUAAUAGAAUAUAAAAAAUGGAAAGAUUUAUGCUUAAUAAUAUUAAAGUGCAGCAAAUACAUUUACUGAAUAAUUUUUGAAUUUUCAUGAAGUUUUGAGAAAGAAUAUUUAAGAUUUUUUCAUUAAUACUCCUUCAAGAAUAACAGAAUAAGAUAAUAAUAAUAGUAAACCAUUUGAUAAAUUUAAAUCAAAUAACAUGUUUACAUCAGUAUAACCUAUAAAUUUCAAUAAAUAAAAAGAAAAAUAAAUAAAUAGAAUAGAUAAUGAUAAGGAAGUGAAUGAAAUAAACGAAAAAGUUAAAUAAAAUAAAAUUUUUAAAAAUAUAGAGAAAGAUCAAGAGAGAGAAUAAUUAAUUGAUAAAAAUAUUUAGGAUAGUAAGGUGAAUGAAUAAAUAGAAAGAAAAGGUAAAAAUGAUUAAAUAAAGUAGGAAUAUUAUAAUAGAAAGAGAAUAAAUCUAAAUAAAUGACAGUUAUUGAGGUAAAUGAAUAUAAAAAGUUUAAUUUAAUGCCAGAAUAAUAAGAAAUAAUAAAAUUAAUAUUCAUUAAUAAAUAAUUUAUAGGAGGACUAUCUAAAAAGAACUUUAAAGUGUUUGAUAUAUCUAAUUUUGAAUAAUAAACAAAUAUUCAAUCAGUAAAUGAAAAUGAAUUUACAGAUGUGGCCUAUUUAGAAUUGAAUGAAGAGAAUGAUUAACUAUAUUUGGCAACAAAAUUAGGAUAUAUUAGUAUAUAUGAUAAAAAAGGAAUAAAUAAAAUAAAAUUUGACAUAAUUUAAGGUUAUAAAUUAGAUGGAGAAGGAAUAAUGAAAAUUUUGGUGAAUCCAAUUGAUCAAUAUUUAUUUUGUGUAGGAUCAUCUAAAAUAGUAUAAAUUUUAUCAUUAAGAACAAUGGAAAUACUUAAGAAGAAGUUAGGAUUAUAAAAUUAUCCAACAGCAUUUUAUUCAGACCAAAAAAAUAUUUUUAUUGGAGGUACUAAAUUCAUAUAGGUAUGGGAUUAUAGAUCAGGAAAUGUUUAAUAAUGGAAUAAUGUAGAAUAAAAAGUUACAGCAUUUGUUGCAUAUUAAUCUAAAUUAUUUGUAAGUUUAGAAGAUAAAGUUUAAAUUUAUACUUAAACUUUGUUGAAUGAAUUUCAACUAUUUCAUGAAGUCUCUUUUGGAAAUAUAAGUACAUUUCAAAUACUCAAUUCAUCACCUUUUUUAAUUAUUUCAUAUACUGAAGUUUCUCCAUCAUUUAUUACUUAAAACUAAAUUCCAAAGACUUCAUUGUAUAAUUAUAUUGAACAAAUACCUCAAAAAGUCAUACUUUAAGAACUCUUUAAAUGUUGUGUUGUUGGAGUAUAUAAUGGAGUGGAAUACUGUGUUUUAGGUCUGGAAAAUGGAUACUGUAAUAUAUAUAAAAUGGAACUGAGAUAUGAGCCUUUAUAAUGA
Molecule: messenger RNA, 3132 nt
Organism: Paramecium sonneborni
Lineage: Eukaryota; Ciliophora; Oligohymenophorea; Peniculida; Parameciidae
Source: the annotation of a GenBank genome assembly